GCAGCGCGGCGCCUGCUUCCGCCUCGGCAGGUUCUCCCGCGGGGUCGGCGGCUGUGAAACCGGGCCCGGGCGGAGCGUCUCCCCGCGCUGGGCGGCCCCGGCGGGAGCCUCGAAGCGCCGGGGCCAGGCCCGCCGUGGGAGCCCCUGGUCUCCGGCCAGGGAACCCAAGUUGCUGUGCCAGGGUGCUCUGAUUCCCAAGGACGUUCUGCCUGGGAUGGCAGAUGAGCAGGAGGAGAUGCAGCCCCCCAAGAUCCCGCUGGAGCCUUUCCCCGGGAAGUGUUCCAGCAAGACCUACCAUAGUGCCGGGCACUCCCAGACGCUGCUGAGUGGCUUGGGAGCUCUCCGGGACCGUGGCAUCCUCUUUGAUGUUGUCCUGCAUGUGGAGGGGAAGACCAUUGAAGCUCAUCGCAUCCUCCUAGCUGCAUCAUGUGAUUACUUCAGGGGAAUGUUUGCUGGGGGACUCAGAGAAAUGGAACAGGAAGAAAUUCAUAUUCAGGGCAUAACAUAUAAUGCCAUGUGUAAAAUCCUGAACUUCAUAUAUACUUCGGAACUGGAACUUGGCCUAAACAAUGUGCAAGAAAUUCUAGCUGCAUCCUGUCAGCUUCAGAUCUCUGAGAUCAUCAAGUUCUGCUGUGAUUUCCUCAUGCUCUGGGUGGAUGAUGAGAACAUUGUAGAUAUGUACCGACUGGCUGAUCUCUUUGACUUGAGUUACCUGACAGAGAAGCUCGACUCCUACUUUCUGAAAAACUUUGUUACAUUCUCAAAGACAGAAAUGUACCGCCAACUUCCCCUGGAGAAGGUCUAUGCCCUCCUCAGUAGUAACCUCUUGGAGGUGAACUCUGAGAAUGAGGUCUAUGAAGGUGCCCUCCUUUACCAUUACACACAAGAGCAACUAGAGACAGAUCAGGUUUCAUUGAUGGAACCUCCUAAGCUGCUGGAGACAGUCCGUUUUUCUCUGAUUGAGUUCCAAAUUCUGCAGAGACUUCACAACAAGUUAAGCCCCUGUCCAUUAAAGGAGACAGUGGCUAAUGCACUGAUGUACCAUAAGAAUGAGUGCCUCCAGCCAGUGCUUCAGAACACGCACACACAAUUGAGGUCUGAGUUCCACUGUGUAGUAGGCUUUGGAGGGAUGCAUUCAACCCCGUCUACUGCCCUCAGCAACCAAGCCAGGUAUUUGAACCCAUUUUUGGGAGAAUGGAGGCAUUUUACAACAGCCUUGUCUCCAAGAAUGUCCAACCAGGGCAUAGCUGUUCUCAACAAUUUUGUAUAUCUGAUUGGUGGAGAUAACAAUGUUCGAGGUUUUCGAGCAGAAUCCAGAUGUUGGAGGUAUGAUCCAAGACACAAUAAGUGGCUCCAGAUCCAGCCCUUGCAGCAAGAGCACGCAGAUCUCUGUGUCUGUGUGGUGGGCGGGGCGAUCUACGCGGUGGCUGGACGCAACUACCGUGACGAUCUACGGGAGGUGGAAAAAUAUGACCCCGAAACCAACAGCUGGGAAUAUGUGGCUCCUCUCCAGAAGGAGGUGUAUGCCCAUGCAGGAGCAGAACUGGAAGGGAAGAUCUACAUCACUUGUGGGAGGCGAGGGGAAGAGUACCUGAAGGAGCUGCACUGCUAUGAUCCAGCAACCAAUUGCUGGGACAUCUUAACGGAUAGUCCCAUCAGGAGAGCCUGGCACGGAAUGGCUGCACUGCUGGGAAGGCUCUAUGUGAUUGGAGGCAGUAACAAUGACUCUGGCUAUAGAAGAGAUGUUCACCAGGUUGCUUGCUAUACCUCAAGCACUUCUCAGUGGACAACUGUCCGUCCUCUUCAUGCCGGGCACGGUGAGCCUGGCGUUGCUGUCCUGGGCCACAAGAUUUAUGUGUUGGGAGGGAGAUCUCAUAACCGUGGGAUCUGCAUGGACUAUGUCCACAUCUAUGAUGCUGAGAGAGACUGCUGGGAAGAGGGUCCUCAGUUAGAGGAUGACAUUUCUGGGAUGGCUGCCUGCGUCCUCACUCUGCCAAGGGCUAUUCUCACAGACGGUGAAAGAUGUGUGGCUGAUGGGCAGCAGAAGAGACUCCAGAAUUACUCAGAUGUUUCUGCCGAGGUCCUGAGAAUAUUAGAUUGGGAAGAAUUUGAUAACUUGAAUGAUAAUUAGCUUUUUAUUCUUUUUGUGUUGGCUUUUAUUUGGGCUGCCAUCAGAGCUCCACCAAGCUGGAGGAAGCCUGAUGCCAUUUAAUAGCAACUGAGCAGUCUGCUGCAAGGAAGCCUGAAAGCAAUUGCAAAGAGCAUUUUGAAGUACAACUCAUUGCUUGACCAGUGGCACUUUCAGAAAAAAUGCAGGAUGUGUCUUGGAUCAGUGAAUCAGUCUUCAAAUUAUUUGCUGACUAGAACAAACAUCUGUAUACCUCAGAAGUUUACUGGUAAAGCAGAUGGCAUCAAAUGAACUAAUAACUAAAAGCUCGCUUUGCUGCUUAAUUCAUCAUAGAAUCUGCAUUAAAGAUUCAGUUUGGCAUAACAUGUUGGCUUUGAGGCACACCACCCAGACUCCACAUCUUCACUACCUUUGAACUGCUCACGAUAAUCACUGCAUUUCAUACAGAUGGAAAGAAAAACACCAGCCUGUAGUAUUCUUUUGAAUAUUUAUUUGUAAAAAGAAUUCUGCUGCAUCAGGUUUCCUGUAUACCAAAGCAACCUUUGCUCUGGAGUCUGGAGGAACCUGUGUUGUGCCUCGUAUAAACUAGAGAGGGGACCCUGCCAGGAUGAACCAAAGGUUCCUGGAAAUAGAUACUGGCACAUUGGAAGGAAGUUGCUGCUUAAUGUCUCAUAAAAAGGAUGGUGGUUUCGACCCACCCUUGUCUGAUAUUUUUCUUCACCUGCUAGUGAAAAGCACAUCUUUAUGAAGAAUUAUUCCUUUUCAAUUGUUUCUCUGUCAGAAUCUGCUCUCGGUUCAAGAAAGUAACAGCUCAGCUGCCAUGCUGCCUUUUCUUGCUUCCUCAGAAAACUCCAAACUUUGUUGCUAUUGUUCCUCUUAAUAAAUACAUUUGCUGCUG
Molecule: messenger RNA, 3026 nt
Organism: Candoia aspera
Lineage: Eukaryota; Metazoa; Chordata; Lepidosauria; Squamata; Candoiidae
Gene: KLHL22
Product: kelch like family member 22
Exons: 7
Coding region: 215-2131 (638 amino acids)
Biological process (GO): cell division; protein monoubiquitination; proteasome-mediated ubiquitin-dependent protein catabolic process
Cellular component (GO): Cul3-RING ubiquitin ligase complex; polar microtubule; nucleus
Molecular function (GO): protein binding
Source: RefSeq, a predicted model, not a curated record